Pseudo-nitzschia multistriata is the source of this 1883-nucleotide messenger RNA. Lineage: Eukaryota; Bacillariophyta; Bacillariophyceae; Bacillariales; Bacillariaceae. The record is from the annotation of a GenBank genome assembly.
GUCCUGUUCAACAAUUCGCAUAUCUUUGUCGGAAUUCGAAUCAAACCGAAAUAGGGAAGAGCGAGAGCGACCGUAGCAACGGUAGGCAACGCCAUUGAAUUGUAUGAUAAUCGAGAUUCACAAGCCACAUCCUUAGCAAACGUGGAAGGGGACAGUAUCGGUACUAACUGCCGACGUUGAACCGGAACAAAAGUACUUCGUACGAAUAGAAACAGUAUCUUAGGGUUGCAAUAGAAACAGUAUCUUAGUGUUGCAAAAGCCAGCCACUAGCGAAUCAUUUGAUCAAGCUUAGUUGACUCCAACACCAGAAGCAUGACAAACACAGCGGGAUCCUCUUCACGGUCUAUUAUCACGGUAGGUAUGCUGAUCUCCCUCCUACCGACGAAGGCCCUGCUUCUGGGAGGGAACCACCCUUCGGGGGGAGCAGCAGCCACCCCCACCACAAGGGAUGGGGUUUGUGCUUCGCUCCUCGGAACGGCCCCUCGCACAUGUUCCACCACCAGCCUUUGUAUGAGCAGCUACGACGGUGGAUGGGACAACGACAAUUUCCUGGAUUCCCUGGGUGGCGGUGGCAACAACGCCGGCGAACCCAGCGAGGCCAUCGAGCAAGCCAACGACGAGUACUUUCGCCAAUCGAGGUACGGCCGGCCGGCGGUGAACGAUGGAAACGCACAGCAGGGGUGGGUUCCACAGCGGCAGCAGCAACAACAACAGCAGCAGCAACAGCAACAGCAACAGCAAUCGUGGGCAACCAGCAGCAGCAGCAGCAAUCUGUCCGCCAUGACGGAGGCUGCCGCGGAGAUCUACGAGUAUUCCUACAACAAGGACGCCCCCACGAGCGAUGCCAUCGGAGGCCCCAGCCCCCCGGCGCCGGCGACGCCCGCCGGCGAGACGGAGGGUUCGAUCCAGUUGGCCCCCGGACUGGUAGACAAGGUCAAGGCCUUUCACCUGGACGAGAAAGAGGAAGCCUCCCAGGGCGGGUCGCGGUUCCGGACGCUCGUGGAGAGAGCAGAGGAACAGCAGCGGACCGCUCCGCGGGCAACCCACAACCCGCUCCUCUCCGCCUACGACCCGAACGCGUAUGCGCAGCAGCAGCAACAACAACAGCAAGGCGGUGGCGCCACGCCCCCCUCGAGCAUCAUGACGCCGGAGGAAAUCGCGAGCCUCUCGAUCGACGAGCAGGCCCGGCUGUACCGGGAAUUCUUCUACGUCCAGCAGCAAAAGCAGGCUGCGACCAAGGGCCGGGGCAAGUCGAUCGGUUCCACCGCCAACAACUACCUGGAGCCCGGGAUCGGCUUUGACGGUCGCAAGAUAGGUCGCAACAAGGACGCCGAGGCCGUGAGCAACGCCGGGGACGUCUACCUCGCCCGGCUCAAGAGGGACUCGACCACCCGCAACCUGGCCCGGUACCGCGGCGACGAAGCCACGGCCAACGAGGUCUUUCACGACCCGUCCAUCGCGGAGAUCGAGGCCCCGGUCAACCCCUACCUGGAGGACCAGCGCAAGCGGAUGAUGGACGUCGUCGAGACGGUUCCGGAGGAGAUGCUGCUUUUUCGGGAGUUCGAGAGCGAGGAGGAGCGGGCCGCGGCGGAGGCGGCUGCUUCGGCCGGCCGGGACCGGUCCUAUUCGGGGAUAUCCUACAAGGAGCGAAUGGCCAGGGUCCGGGAGGAGCGGAGGAAGAACAACAGCAACAACAAGGCGGACCAGCCGCCGCCGGAGGGGAACAACCCCGGAAACCCCUACUCGUACUGAUCGGGCCAUCAAGCCCUGGACCGACUCGUGCACGAUCGAGCCAACGCUUUCCACACCCGAAUCCUAGCCUAGUGGAACAUGAGAACCAGCUAUGUAUGUAGUAUUGCAACCAAUAGACGUCGUUAACAGCA